AUGCCAGCGACACUACGCACUUCCGAAUUCCGCGAAGUCCUGAAAGAGAAGCAGGCUGCGUUGCCCGAAGCGAAGCGACGCACGACCCCGCCACGACGCGUUGCAGCAGAUGGGCAACGCGAAGGACAUGAUCUCUUCGGAAAAGAAUACUUGACCGACGCAUAUGCUGUCCUCAACCACAUCACUACGUUGACCCGGAUGCUUUCCUCGAUCCGGAAAGCGUACUUGAAUGUAGGCUCGCGCCAUUCCCCGCUGUCGCGGCAAAGCUCCCGGAAUAUAGAUCUAGGAGCGUCGGACCAAUCAUGGGCCAACGUUCGCCAUCUCAAUAAUGAGGAGAGAGACCAAAUAGACCUGCAAGCCAGAGUCAUUCUCUUCCGCUGCUCAGAGCGCGUGAAAGAAUUGGAGGCUGUGGAAAAACGUGAGGGGCGCACAGAGCUGGCAGCAAGCCGCCGAAAUCCUCUCAUUAGGCUACUGCCCGCACGACUACGGCAGGACGAAUCGACGGCGGCAUCAGACUUCAUCGCGGCCCACCAUGCGAGCAUCACAUGGUAUCUCAGCCGGAGACUGACGGAUGCCAGUCAGAUGCUGAAGGAGAUGCAAGAGGAGCGGAUGAAGCGGCAGUUGGAAAGGACGCGUACGCUUGGGUCGGGCGCUGCUCGCGAAGCAAUGUACAUGGACCUCUCCGAGUCCUUGCCGUCGCCAGCUGGAUCUUCCUCGAGUGGAAGCUGGCUCGGAGGCGCGUCGAAUUUCGCAUCGAGCUUCGCCGCGACAAUCGGCUCCCAGUCGAACGAUACUGCGAGCUCUACUUCCACACUGAAACCCGCCCCGAUACCCGAUGAGGAGCUGGAAGAGACGGACGAUGAGGAAAUAGAGUUGACCGCGUCUCAGAUUAUGCAAUUCGAGACGGAGAAUGCCAACAUUCUCCAAUCGGUGCAAGAUACCCUAGCCUCCGUACAGCAGGCGGAAUCACGGCUCAUGGAAAUUAAUGCCCUCCAAAUGGAGCUUGUCACCCAUCUGACAAGGCAGACGGAACAAACUGAGCAGCUAUACGAAGAUGCUAUAACAACGGCAGCGACUGUGGAGAAGGGGAAUGUACAGCUGAAGGAGGCGAAGCGCAGAGCGCGAGAUAGCAGGAAAUGGAUUCUUCUCUUUCUCAUUGGUGCUAGUCUAUCGUUAUUGUUCUUGCACUAUUACUGA
Laetiporus sulphureus 93-53 is the source of this 1197-nucleotide messenger RNA. RefSeq lists its product as uncharacterized. Gene Ontology annotation, biological process: retrograde vesicle-mediated transport, Golgi to endoplasmic reticulum. The coding region runs from base 1 to 1197 and encodes 398 amino acids. Lineage: Eukaryota; Fungi; Basidiomycota; Agaricomycetes; Polyporales; Laetiporaceae. The transcript has 3 exons. Gene Ontology annotation, cellular component: SNARE complex; endoplasmic reticulum. The record is from RefSeq and is a predicted model, not a curated record.